GCCGGGGGAACCGCCGCGUUUCGCCGCGUUUCGCCGCUCCGGUGCACCGCGCUAAUCCCCCGCGCUCUCGCCGUCCCCUCCCGCUAAUUACCGCCGCUCAUUAACGCCCCGGCGGGGCCGGAACGCCUCGGUCCUCCAGCGCCAUAGAGCGCGGGGAGCGGAGCGGAAGGAGCGGCCCCGCCGGAAGUUCCGGGAGCGGCGGCGCUCUCCCAUAACCCCCCGCGCGCGCCGCCGCCGCCUCCCUCAGCAGCGCCGCCGCCAUGGGCAUCGACAUCCGGCACGACAAGGACCGCAAGGUGCGGCGGAAGGAGCCCAAGAGUCAGGACAUCUACCUGCGGCUGCUGGUCAAGCUGUACCGGUUCCUCGCCCGCCGCACCAACGCUCCGUUCAACCGCGUUGUGCUCAAACGCCUCUUCAUGAGCCGCUCCAACCGCCCCCCGCUGGCUUUGUCCCGUCUGAUCCGCAUGAUGCGCAAGCCGGGCCGCGCCGGCAGCACGGCCGUGGUGGUCGGAACCGUCACCGACGACGUUCGCAUCCAGGACGUGCCCAAGCUCAAGGUCUGCGCCCUCAGGGUGACCCGCGGGGCUCGGACGCGGAUCCUGCGGGCCGGGGGCUCCAUCCUGACCUUCGACCAGCUGGCCAUGGCCUCCCCCAAGGGCAAGGGCACCGUGCUGCUCUCAGGCCCCCGCAAGGCCCGGGAGGUUUUCCGGCAUUUCGGGAAAGCGCCGGGGACCCCCCACAGCCACACCAAGCCCUACGUGCGCUCCAAGGGGCCGAAGUUCGAGCGGGCGCGCGGCCGCCGCGCCAGUCGGGGCUACAAGAACUGAGCCCCCUCCCCAAAAUGGGACAAUAAACGGGGGCAGGAGGAGCCCCCAGAACGCC
Messenger RNA from Taeniopygia guttata (zebra finch), 882 nucleotides. It is a transcript of the gene RPL18, whose product is annotated as ribosomal protein L18. Gene Ontology annotation, molecular function: structural constituent of ribosome; RNA binding. Gene Ontology annotation, cellular component: cytosolic large ribosomal subunit; ribosome. The record is from RefSeq and is a predicted model, not a curated record. Gene Ontology annotation, biological process: translation. NCBI's taxonomy places the organism in Eukaryota, Metazoa, Chordata, Aves, Passeriformes, Estrildidae.